AUGAAAAUAAAUAUUAUAUAUGAUAUCUUACGUUCUUUUUGUCACCUAGAACUUGCUGCUGUUGCCGCUCCCAAAUUGCCAUGUGAAAUUACAGAGAAGACUGUGGAAGAGAUUAUCAAAGAGUGGAAUACUGAGUUGCAAGAGCGUACUGGAAAAUUUAGGAAACAGGCUAAUGCUAUAGCUGAGUGGGAUCGCAGAAUUUUGCAGAAUCGUGAUGUUCUAUUGAGGCUUGAGAUCGAGGUGGCAAAAGUAGUUGAGACACAGUCAAACAUGGAGCGGCAAUUGGAGUUAAUUGAGACUCAUCAACAGGAGGUUGACAAGGCUUUACAAAGCAUGGAGGAAGAUGAAGCUGCUUCUACAAGAGAUGCAAUGUAUGAGCAGUCUGAACUGAUAGAAAGGGAACUAGAGCAGAUGACAGAACAGAUCAAAUUCAUGAUCCAAUCUCUUAACUCAAACCAGGGUGGAGAGCUUGAUGCACUUGAUGGAAUGACUCCAUUAGAUGCAGUAGUUCGAAUCCUAAACAAUCAACUAACCUCUCUGAUGUGGAUAGAUGAAAAGAAGCUUGCUAACCAAGGUUCUGCUUCAGAUCGUGAACUGACGGGUCCAAGAAUCUGGAUGUCCUGAUAUGUCGAUCUUGUAAGGACCUGUUCAAAAUUUAGAUGAAAUUCCAGCAGAUAAACACACGGAUUUGUGAGAGGAGGUUAUUGUGCCUUUUGUGUGAGAUUUGAGAUGAAUUGUUUGAGUGAUUGUUACCAUUAAAUUUUCUGCUGGCCUAAAUAUUAUUUUUUUUACAUAUACUGUUUUUAAAAGAAUAGAAAAAAAAAUAUAAAUACAUUUAAUAUCUAAAUAGGUAAUGAACAAAAUAAUUAAAAGAAUGAGAGACAAGCUUUUUCUUUUGAAAAGCUUAUGUUCUUUCCUCAACAUUUGUUAUCAUAGUAUUCUUGACUAUACAUGAGGAAAACUCAAGAAAAUC
Arachis ipaensis is the source of this 973-nucleotide messenger RNA. RefSeq names its product nuclear pore complex protein NUP62-like. Gene Ontology annotation, biological process: protein import into nucleus; RNA export from nucleus. Gene Ontology annotation, cellular component: nuclear pore; nuclear pore central transport channel. Gene Ontology annotation, molecular function: structural constituent of nuclear pore; phospholipid binding. The record is from RefSeq and is a predicted model, not a curated record. NCBI's taxonomy places the organism in Eukaryota, Viridiplantae, Streptophyta, Magnoliopsida, Fabales, Fabaceae.